This is a messenger RNA of Coffea eugenioides, 1235 nucleotides long. RefSeq lists its product as uncharacterized. Bases 183 to 878 code for a protein of 231 amino acids. The record is from RefSeq and is a predicted model, not a curated record. NCBI's taxonomy places the organism in Eukaryota, Viridiplantae, Streptophyta, Magnoliopsida, Gentianales, Rubiaceae. The transcript has a single exon.
AAGAUACUACCAUAUGCCAUCUCAAUAAAAAAGAGGGAUAAAGGAAAAGGUAUAGGAUUAGCUACAGAGUAUAACAUAUCAUCAAAAGUUGAAGAUUGGUUGCUAGUUAUCAUUUCGCAAAGACCAAAAGCAGUCCAAUCCACCAUCAACGCCGCUUCAACCACUCCUCCUCCUCCUCAUCCAUGGAAGAAAAAGAGAAAAAGAAGAACAAGAAACCAAAACACCAGCACCCGAAUGAUCAAACCUCCAAAUCCACCACCUCGUCAGACCUUGCAUUCAAGCCUAGCUCUGAAGUUAAAGGGCUUCGGUUUGGUGGCCAGUUUAUUGUUAAAUCCUUCACAAUCCGUCGCGCUAGGCCUCUUGAAUUCUUGCGCCUCCUCUCACUUCCACCGACACUCAACCUCAACCACCACCAAAACCAAGAAAAGACAAACGGGAAGCAGCCUUUUCCUUCAACUACCGCAUUCUUGCCGACAAAUUUCACGAUCUUGGCUCACCAUGCAUGGCACACUCUGACGCUUGGCCUGGGGACAAAGAAGUCUAAAGUGGUUGUUUUUGUAUUCGAGUCUGAGAAUAUGAAGGCUGCCGUGGACAGAGUUUGGCCGCCAGAAAUCCCACUCGGGGAAGUAAACAGGAAGCUUAUAAGGGGUCAGACCGGAUGCGAAAUGGCUAGAUUUAAAUUCAGGAAAGGUGCCAUUACAUUUUAUGUUUAUGCAGUGAGGAGAAUUGGGAACAUGGGUUUUUCUUUUGCGGAUGAUCUGAGGACAAUACUGCAAUCUGUGGUUGCACUCAAUGAUUUCUUGGAUCAUACCGCUAUGCUUGCCUUGCCUAAUCAGAGAAGCAUCAAUUAUUCACCUCCUGUUGCCAUGGUUCACUAGGCAUGUUUCUUUCCAUGAUCUUUUCUUUAUCUGUACCUCUGAAGACUACCUUCCUUUGUUGUCUUUCUUCUUCUUCUUCUUCUUUUCAUGCUUUUAUUGGAAAAAUAGUAGUUUUAUAUCUUCGGGGUGGGCGGGAAUUGAUUAAUUUUUUGGGGGAUUUUAGUUUUCUGUAUCUUUCUUGACUGUAAACUAGCAGAAUAAAUUGCAGGUUUUAGAGGUGAACUAAAGACUUUGUAGUUACUUUUUCCUUUUCUCGUGGGCUAGAAGAAUUUUUGUACUUGUGAACCUGCCAUAUCUAUAAACAAUGUUCAUAAGUCCACGUUCCUGCUAAGAGAUGCGUGAUUAGACCUGCAUAAA